Messenger RNA from Zygotorulaspora mrakii, 1668 nucleotides. RefSeq names its product glucose-6-phosphate isomerase (gene PGI1). The record is from RefSeq and is a predicted model, not a curated record. Gene Ontology annotation, biological process: gluconeogenesis; glucose 6-phosphate metabolic process; glycolytic process. Gene Ontology annotation, molecular function: carbohydrate derivative binding; monosaccharide binding; glucose-6-phosphate isomerase activity. The transcript has a single exon. Gene Ontology annotation, cellular component: cytosol. Lineage: Eukaryota; Fungi; Ascomycota; Saccharomycetes; Saccharomycetales; Saccharomycetaceae. The coding region runs from base 1 to 1668 and encodes 555 amino acids.
AUGGCAUCUCAAAACACAUUUUCCGAUUUUAAAUUGGCAACUGAAUUACCAGCAUGGUCCAAAUUGCAAAAAUUGUACGACACUGAAGGUAAGAAAAUCAAUGUCAAAGAUGAAUUUUCCAAAGAUAGCAAACGUUUCGAAAAAUUAUCGAAGACUUUCACGAAUUACGAUGGAUCCAAGAUCUUAUUUGAUUUCUCCAAGAAUUUGGUCAAUGACGAUGUCUUGAGUGCAUUGAUCGAAUUAGCCAAGGAAGCCAAGGUCACUGAAUUGAGAGAUGACAUGUUCAAAGGUGAGCACAUCAAUUUCACCGAAGACCGUGCAGUCUUCCACGUCGCCUUGAGAAACAGAGCCAACAAAGUUAUGAAAGUCGAUGGUGUAAAUGUUGCUCCAGAAGUCGAUGCUGUUCUUGCACACAUGAAAGAAUUCAGCGAACAAGUUCGUUCAGGUCAAUGGAAAGGUUACACAGGUAAACAGAUUACAGAUGUUGUUAACAUCGGUAUUGGUGGUUCAGAUUUGGGUCCAGUCAUGGUCACCGAAGCUCUGAAGCACUAUGCAACCAAUAUCAAGGCCCAUUUCGUCUCUAACAUCGACGGUACCCACAUUGCUGAAACUUUGAAGGUAGUCAACCCAGAAACUACUCUUUUCUUGAUCGCUUCCAAGACUUUUACAACAGCAGAAACCAUCACUAACGCUAAUACUGCAAAGAACUGGUUCUUAUCAAAAACCGGUAAUGACACAGCUAAUAUCGCAAAGCACUUUGCCGCUCUAUCAACAAAUGAAGCUGAAGUUGCCAAAUUUGGUAUUGAUACCAAGAAUAUGUUCGGUUUCGACAACUGGGUUGGUGGUCGUUAUUCUGUUUGGUCAGCAAUUGGUCUCUCUGUUGCACUUUACAUUGGUUUCGAUAACUUUGAUGCCUUCUUAAAAGGUGCCGAAGCUGUCGACAAGCAUUUCACUGAAACUCCUGUAGAGGAUAACAUUCCAUUGUUGGGUGGUUUACUCUCUGUUUGGUAUAACAACUUUUUUGGUGCCCAAACUCAUUUGGUUGCUCCGUUUGAUCAAUACUUACACAGAUUCCCCGCUUAUUUGCAACAACUUUCAAUGGAAUCUAAUGGUAAAUCUGUUACUAGAGGUAAUGUGUUCUCCAAUUACUCAACUGGUUCCAUUCUUUUCGGUGAGCCAGCAACCAACGCUCAGCACUCCUUUUUCCAAUUGGUUCACCAAGGUACAAAAGUCAUCCCAUCUGACUUUAUCUUGGCUGCUCAAUCUCAUAACCCAAUUGAAGGUAACUUGCAUCAAAGAAUGUUAGCAUCAAACUUUUUCGCUCAAGCUGAAGCUUUGAUGGUUGGUAAAGAUGAACAACAAGUUAAAGCUGAAGGUGCUACUGGUGGCUUAGUCCCACACAAAGUCUUCUCAGGUAACAGACCAACAACUUCUAUUUUGGCACAGAAGAUCACACCAGCUACUUUAGGUGCUUUGAUCGCUUACUAUGAACAUUUGACUUUCACUGAAGGUGCCAUCUGGAACAUCAACUCUUUUGACCAAUGGGGUGUUGAGCUAGGUAAGGUUUUGGCUAAGGCCAUUGGCAAAGAAUUGGACGACUCUUCCAAGACUUCUUCUCAUGAUGCUUCCACCAAUUCUUUGAUCAACCAAUUCAAAUCAUGGGCUUGA